GCUGCUCAGGGGAGAGGAGGGGAGAACCGACAGACAGCCAGAGCCAAAUAAAACCCUCCCCUGGCCAGCCCCUGAUACGCCCUUCUGCAUUUUUCCAUUCUGUGGUUACAGCACUCAAAGGGUUCCAUUAAGUCAUCAAGUUUUACAGGUUCCUUAAAAAAAAAAAAAGGCAGGGGGAGAGCGAGAGAGAGAAAAGUUUGGUCAUGGUAAAAAAUGAGUGAUCAAAGCUGAGCCAAAGCUUCCUGUUACACCGGGACUAUAUAUAUAUCGAGUCUUUAAUGUUGGGGGGUGUAAGCAGGCUGCUAGGAGACUGGAGCGGGAGCUGACUCUCUGCCUGAUUUCCCAGCUCGCUGAGGUUUCUUCCACCGACCACAAUGAACAAGUUCCUGUGCUGCACGCUUGUGCUUUUGGACAUUUCUGUUGGGUGGACCAUCCAGGCCGACUCUCCCCCCAAGUACACCCAUUACGACCCAGGGACAUCUCGUCAGCUGCUGUGUGACCAGUGUCCUCCUGGAAGCUACGUCAAGAAGCACUGCACCGCCAGCAGCCCGACGCAGUGUGCCCCGUGCCCGGAUCAGUACUACGCCGAGGAGUGGAACAGCAACGACGAAUGCCAGUAUUGCAGCACCGUCUGCAAGGAGCUGCAGUUCGUCAAGCAGGAGUGUACCAGCAGGCAGAACCGCCUCUGCGAGUGCGUCGAGGGCAGGUACCUGGAGCUGGAGUUCUGUCUGAAGCACACCGAGUGUCCUCCCGGGUUCGGCGUGGCACAGCCAGGUACCCCUGAGAGUGACACUGUCUGUAAGAGAUGUCCAGAAGGGUUUUUCUCGAAUGAAACAUCAUCAACAGCAGCCUGCCUGAAGCACAGGAACUGCAGUGCACUGGGCCUCAAAAUAGCUUUGAAGGGAAAUGCAGUUCGUGACAACAUCUGUCAGGAGAAUGCAGAUGCAGGUUUUCCUCAGAAAUGUGGGAUAGAUGUAACCCUGUGUGAGGAGGCUUUGUUCAGGUUUGCUGUUCCUACCCAGCUCACACCUAACUGGCUGAACAUCCUAGCAGACAGCUUGCCUGGGACAAAGGUUAGCACAGAAAAUCUCGAAAGGAUUAAAAGCCGGCACGGUUCUCAAGAGCAGACCUUCCAGCUUUUGAAGUUGUGGAAGCAGCAAAACAAGGAACAGGAUAUGGGCAAAAAGAUCAUUCAAGAGCUUGAUCUUUGUGAAAACAGUGUCUUAAAGCACAUUGGCCACCUGAACCUUACCUUUGAACACCUCAACACACUGAUGACAAGCUUACCAGGCAAGAAAGUAGGAAAAGAAGAUAUUGAGCACACAAUGAAACUAUGUCAGCCUGCAGAGCAAGUUCUGAAGCUUCUCAGUCUGUGGAGAAUGAAGAAUGGUGACCAAGACACCAUUAAAGGUUUAACAUAUGGACUGAAGCACUUGAAAACCUACCACUUUCCAAAGCGAACCAUCCAAAGCCUGAAGAAGAUGACUAAGUUCCUUCACAGAUUUGCAAUGUAUAGAUUGCACCAGAAGCGCUUUUUAGAGAUGAUAGGGAACCACAUUAAAGCAGUGAAAGUAAGACAUGUCUAAUUCAAGGUAUUUCCCAUUCUCCACUGACUAUUUUCCCCCUAAUUACUGCCAGCAGUAAUUAAAUUGGAACGUUGUUUCCCUGCCUUACGCCUUAACUAUUUAUAGAAACGCCUGACUGGAAUAGUUCUAAGUCUUUUGCAAUGUUCUGGGAGUGAUUUUUUAUUAUUAUUAUUAU
Messenger RNA from Dryobates pubescens (Downy woodpecker), 1761 nucleotides. It is a transcript of the gene TNFRSF11B, whose product is annotated as TNF receptor superfamily member 11b. The coding region runs from base 375 to 1586 and encodes 403 amino acids. Gene Ontology annotation, biological process: signal transduction. Gene Ontology annotation, molecular function: protein binding. The record is from RefSeq and is a predicted model, not a curated record. Lineage: Eukaryota; Metazoa; Chordata; Aves; Piciformes; Picidae. The transcript has 5 exons.